CCAAAAUGGGGCCAUAUGGACACUAAACACCUGGUCUCCUGUCAUUGGCCCAUGCAGGACUGCUUCACAGUGGAAGGGGAGGACCUGAAGCACGACUUUGAGAGACUGCAGCUGGCCAUGGAGAUGGUGGGAUUCCUGCCAGCCACGCGCAAACAGAUCUUUUCUCUGUUGUCGGCCAUUCUUCACCUGGGGAACAUCCGCUACAAGAAGAAGACCUACCGAGAUGACUCCAUUGACAUCUGCAAUCCAGAAGUCCUACCUACUGUCUCAGAACUGUUAGAGGUCAAGGAGGAGAUGCUAUUUGAAGCCCUGACGACGAGGAAGACCAUGACAGUGGGAGAGAGGCUGAUCGUGCCCUACAAACUGGCUGAGGUGAGACCAAGUCAACAGCACAAACCUGAAACUCAUCCCAAACAUUCUCAACCCUUAUUGCAACGAAGAGGCACGGUCAAAUACUCCACCUUACCUCAAGACGUACCAUUCYUCAACCCAAUYGCAAAGUAUUCUUGA
Molecule: messenger RNA, 510 nt
Organism: Salvelinus sp. IW2-2015
Lineage: Eukaryota; Metazoa; Chordata; Actinopteri; Salmoniformes; Salmonidae
Product: unconventional myosin-IXAb-like
Exons: 3
Coding region: 16-510 (164 amino acids)
Biological process (GO): intracellular signal transduction; establishment of epithelial cell apical/basal polarity
Cellular component (GO): axonal growth cone; actin filament; myosin complex
Molecular function (GO): actin filament binding; ATP binding; GTPase activator activity
Source: RefSeq, a predicted model, not a curated record